GGGCCGCACAACUUCCCGGGAGCUGGAGCCAAAGUGAGCGCAAAGUGCUGCCCAAGUUCCCGGGAUGGAGCUGCAGAGCCGGCCCGAGGCGCUCGCGCUGGAACUCGCACGCCCCCAGAACGGCGACCUCAAGAAGCAGCUCCACGACAGGCAGCCGCGGAUCGCCGCGCUCAGCGACAAACAAGCUCUGGGCGCCAUUACUGCAGUGCCUGUCACGGGUCCUCAGGUCAGCUCCUUGCAGAGGCUGGCCGGGCAAGGAGCAGCCGUGCUACCUCAGGUUAGGCCAAAGACACUGAUUCCUGACAGCCUCCCCAUUACUCCUGGCCGGGACCGGCCACCCAAACAACCGCAAGCCUUCCAGAAGGCCACCGUGGUCAGCAUCAAGAACCCCAGCCCUGCCCUCCCCACUGCCAACAACACCGUCAGCCAUGUGCCAACGCCCGGAAGCCAGCCCCAGGCCCUCACCGAGCCCACUGCCAUCACCUCGCCGCUGAGCAGUGCUGGGGUGGCCUAUGCCAUCAUCUCUACUUCCCCCAGCAAUGCUGCCACCAUUGCCCCCAGCACCACCGUGUCCGUGGUCCAUGACAGCACCAAAGUCCAGCCCCUGCUCAUCAGUGCCGACAGCCAGGUCAUCAUCCUCCAGCCGCAGGUGCAGGCGCAGCCCGAGAGCCCAGUGGAGCCGCAGCCGCCCACGGAGGAGUCAUCUCAGGGAGCUCAGGCCACCAAAACGACGAAGGAAGAUGGGGCCUCAAGCCAGGAGGACCCUGAGAAAAUCGCCUUCAUGGUAGCCCUGGGCCUGGUCACAACAGAGCACCUGGAAGAGAUCCAGAGCAAGCGGCAGGAACGCAAGCGAAGGAGCACGGCCAACCCCACCUACAGCGGCCUCCUGGAGACCGAGAGAAAGCGGCUGGCCUCCAACUGUCUCAGCCCCUUGUUCCUUACAGCCAGAGCCAAUGAGGAACCCUGCUGGAAGAGCGACAUCACCCACGAAGAGCACUGCGCCACCUGCAAGCGUGGGGCUGACCUGCAGCCCUGCGGUGCGUGCCCCUGCGCCUACCACCUCAGCUGCCUGGACCCGCCCCUCAGGACAGCGCCCAAGGGCGUGUGGCUGUGCCCCAAGUGCCAGCAGAAGGCCUUAAAGAAGGAUGACGGUGUGCCCUGGACUGGCAUGCUGGCCAUUGUGCACUCCUAUGUCACGCACAAGACAGUGAAGGAAGAGGAGAAGCAGAAGCUGCUGCGGCGAGGCAGCGAGCUGCGGAGUGAGCGUCAGCAGCUGGGCGAGCGGGACCGGCAGCUGGCCUCGGCCGUGAAGAAAUGCCUGGAGCUCAAGACAAGCUUGCUGGCGCGCCAAAGGGGCACCCAGUCGUCCCUGGACCGCCUCCGAGCCCUCCUGCGACUGAUCCAGGGCGAGCAGCUGCUCCAGGCUGCUGUGGCGGCCACAGGCCCCGCCCCGCUGGUGGCCGUGCCCUGGACCAAGCCUCCAGCCUCAGCCAUGCAGUCCUCCCUGCAGCACCCCCAAGGUCACAUCUGA
Molecule: messenger RNA, 1531 nt
Organism: Ochotona curzoniae (black-lipped pika)
Lineage: Eukaryota; Metazoa; Chordata; Mammalia; Lagomorpha; Ochotonidae
Gene: PHF21B
Product: PHD finger protein 21B
Exons: 13
Coding region: 65-1531 (488 amino acids)
Source: RefSeq, a predicted model, not a curated record